This is a messenger RNA of Syngnathus acus (greater pipefish), 1619 nucleotides long. It is a transcript of the gene asz1, whose product is annotated as ankyrin repeat, SAM and basic leucine zipper domain containing 1. Gene Ontology annotation, molecular function: protein binding. Gene Ontology annotation, biological process: piRNA processing. Bases 1 to 1413 code for a protein of 470 amino acids. The record is from RefSeq and is a predicted model, not a curated record. Lineage: Eukaryota; Metazoa; Chordata; Actinopteri; Syngnathiformes; Syngnathidae. Gene Ontology annotation, cellular component: pi-body. The transcript has 13 exons.
AUGGAGGACUCGAAGGCUAAUUCAUUCCCAGCUGGAUAUGAGAGCGACUCAAGCAGCGACGACUGGUUCACGGAGCGCCCCCCUGACAAAAAGAUUUACGAUAUUCAGAAUGCUGAUAAUACCGUCAAUUUGCUCAAAUCGGCCAUCAGAGAAGGCAACGUUGCUGCCAUUGAACAGCUGCUGGACAGUGGCAUGGAUGUGGGGAGCAGCCUGGGCUUUGACUGCACUCCUCUGAUGUGUGCUGUCAGUGUGGCGGACGACAAUGUGGCCAAAGUGCUUCUGGACCGGGGAGCCAACGCCAACUUCAGCAAAGGCGGCAGGACGGUGUUGAUGGCCAGCUGCACUGCAUCGGCAAAGGAGGACAAAAUUGCUCGCUGUGUGGAGCUUCUGCUCUCCAGGAACGCCGACCCCAACAUGGCGGACACGUCUCAGAUGACAUGCCUGAUGUUAGCCGCCAGAGACAACCACUGCAAGGUCCUCAACCUGCUGGCGUCUCACGGAGCUGACCUCAAUAUGCAAAACGCCAACGGAUACACCGCCUUGUCGGUGGCCGUGCACCACGGCCAGGAAAAGGCCGUGCUGAAGCUCCUCCAGCUGGGAGCCGACAGCAGCAUCGCCACCACCGAGGGGAAAAGUCCCGCUGAGCUAGCUUUGCUUCUCAAGCACACGCAGAUCGCCAGGAUUCUCUCCUCAGCAUUGAACGUCGAUCCCGUGCUACCUUUCAACUCCACGAAGGAAAGCCUUUCUACGAUCGUCAAGUCCAACACUCCAUCUUUUGCCGAAAGCGUGCCCAAGCUGGAUGAGCUGGAGCUCCUUCUUCACGGCCUGGAUCUCGACUACCUCAUCGACAUCAUGCAUGAGAAGGACAUCACCUGGAGCAAGCUGCUGACUAUGGAGGAGGAGGACCUGGAGAAGGUCGGAAUCACAGAAGCAGCAGACCAGAAGAAGGUUCUGAGCGCUCUGCAGCAGAUGCAUUUGGACAAACUGGACCUGGGCACCAUCGAGCAACUCGGAGUGACCGACAGCGGGAGCGAGGAGCUGCUCAACUUCCUGAUCAAGCUGAAGCAGCAAUGCUGCUGUCUGACGGAAACCAUCCAGGACACCACCCGCCGCCUCCCCCUGCAGGUCUUCAAGCUGGUCUUCGCCCUGGACCACAAGAUGGAGGCCCAGGACGUGUGCAGCCAACUCAUGAUGCAGACCAAAGACCUGCAGACCGAAGUCAACUGCCUGCACAAUAUGCUCUGCCAGAUGAACAAGGCCCCAAAUAGCUGUCGACUUCCUCCGCCCGUCGCCCGCGGCGAGAGGACACUGCCGGCCGUCGUGAGCGUCGCCGCAGCCGCACUGGGGGUGACCCUCCUCUUCCUCAGCCGUGGCUAUCUGCCCAAGUUAGGGAACAUCUUCACAUUCUUGUAAUCGAUAAUACCGUUAUGCUGAACCACACGCAUUUAUUUGUAUGAUGCAAGCAAGACUUGUAAAGUUGAAUCCUGUUUUAUUUUUUUAUAAAAUGAUGUUGUGGUCUUGGAAAACAUAAUUUUACAAGGGUAUGUUCAAAUGUAUAAGUUUUGAUUUUUAGGAGUUCUGAAGGAAAUAUGUUGAUAAAGAAGUUUCAAUUGGCCAAA